Messenger RNA from Cheilinus undulatus (humphead wrasse), 2876 nucleotides. RefSeq names its product tyrosine kinase, non-receptor, 1 (gene tnk1). The transcript is spliced from 14 exons. NCBI's taxonomy places the organism in Eukaryota, Metazoa, Chordata, Actinopteri, Labriformes, Labridae. Gene Ontology annotation, molecular function: protein binding; ATP binding; transmembrane receptor protein tyrosine kinase activity. Gene Ontology annotation, cellular component: signaling receptor complex. The record is from RefSeq and is a predicted model, not a curated record. Bases 260 to 2536 code for a protein of 758 amino acids. Gene Ontology annotation, biological process: multicellular organism development; positive regulation of kinase activity; protein phosphorylation.
ACUGCGUUUACAGAGGAUCACCUAAACGUAAUAUUGAAUACAGACGACAUAAUCACCGGUAAGUGUGGAUCUAACAGACGGUGACUGUUUCUCAAGGAUAGGCCUAUGAGGACCAGCUGUGAUUUGGAGAGAAAGUCCUCCGUCGACGUCUCUUGAGGUUUCAUUUCCAACAUGGAUCACUUGUCUCGGGGUCUCUGUGGUUAAAGCUGUCAACUACUGGACUACUGAAUUAUUCAAUAAACGGCAGGUUGGCUGGGUCAUGCUGAUGGACCAGGACACCCAGUGGCUAUAUGCACUCCUAGCUGAGGUCCAGCUGGAGAAGUUCUACCUCCGCGUCAGAGAUGGACUCAACAUCACACGCAUCGAUCAUUUCGCCUACGUGAAGGAGAGCGACCUGGAGCAGAUCGGGAUUAGUAAACCUGCUCAGAGGAGACUAUGGGAGGCUUUAAAACGUUUCAAGAUAAAUUCACGAUCACGGAUGUCAAAGGCGUUAAGCCGAAGUCAGGAUGGGCCAGAGCUGUGGGGUGGAGGCGCCCCUGCUCAGAGUCAAGAGGGAGGGAGCCGUGCUCUCCCAUCUCUGAUCCAGGACAGCGAGCUGGUCCUUGGAGAGAAGCUCGGGUCUGGGUCCUUCGGAGUGGUGAAGAAGGGCGAGUGGCACACACCCACUGGGAGAGUGUUGCCUGUAGCAGUAAAGUCGCUGAGGAGCAGUAUGUCCAGGCAGACAGAGACACUGAAAGACUUUCUUCAAGAGGUGACCACCAUGCAGUCGCUGGACCACCCUAACAUCAUACGACUGUAUGGUGUAGUGCUCACACAGCCUCUCAAAAUGGUAACAGAGUUAGCUCCCUUAGGCUCACUGUAUGACACCCUGCGCUCACGUCAGUACGAGUACCCUCUGGUCCGCCUAUGGCUUUUUGCGACUCAGAUCGUGGCGGGGAUGGAUUACCUGGAGACCAGAAGGUUCAUCCACAGAGACUUGGCUGCCAGAAACGUCCUGCUGGCAUCCAGGGAGAUGGUAAAGAUCGGGGACUUUGGCCUGAUGAGAGGCCUGAGCCAGGAGGCCGAUCACUACGUCAUGUCAGCACACAGGAGGAUCCCGUUCGCAUGGUGUGCUCCAGAGAGUCUCCGCAUCGGCUCGUUCUCCCAUGCCUCUGACGUGUGGAUGUUUGGUGUCACCCUGUGGGAGUUGUUUACCUACUGCGAGGAGCCAUGGUUCGGUCUGUCAGGAAGACAGAUUUUGUGGCGUGUGGAGCGGGAGGGAGAGCGUCUGGAGAAACCACCAGAUUGCCCCCAAGAGUUGUACGCUGUGAUGAGGAAGUGCUGGGCCUGCAGUCCGGGAGACAGACCCAGCUUUGCUCAGCUUAUUACGAUGGUAGCAGAGGCUAAACCAAUGGAAGUCCAAGCAACUAGAGACUUUUCUGAACCGAGGAAACUCGCCCUGGUGGCCAACGACCUUGUGACCGUCAUAGACCAUGGGCUGGAGCUGUGUGAAUGGAGGGGUCAGAACCACAGAACGCUGACUGUCGGCUGGUUUCCUGCCACCCUCACUGCACCAGUUGUCCCUCAAUCUGUGAUUGCUGCACUCCCUGGAAACACUGCACCCAACCCUUCCACUAACACCCCACAUAUCUCAGCUCCACUGAAGGGCAGCCUGCAGCACACGGGGCAUGGAGACAUCAAACCUGAGCGUACAUGGGGAACACCUGAAGGCCCAGACGAGAACAGCAGCUGGAGGCCGAACCCUGCCAGGGAGAAGGAGGGGAGUAAUCUGCAGAAAAUGGCAGGAAUGUCUCAGAGCCUGGAGUCUGUCGUGAGAGGCCACCGUCCUCGUGCUCACACAGUAGGUGUGGUCCGAGUGGAUCACCAAGGCCGGCUGUUGCCUCCAGUGAUGGCAGCUCACAGUGUGGUGAUGCAGCAGGACCCACGCCGCUUCAGCGAGGCCAGCAUCAUCCCGCCUCCCCGGCCUCCACCUCCUAAUUUUAAACACCCGAAAAUGAAACCACAGAAGAGGCCGACCAUUCACCCGCUCCCAGGGACCACGUGGCCCCCACAGAUGGUCAUCCCUCCUCCCAUGCACACACAACUUCCACCUCCACAACAUCAGCCUCAGCCGGGCAUGGGGGGGUCAAACCUGGCUAAAAUGAGCAACAUGGCGCGGUCGACGCCACAGCUGGAUGAUUACACAGACAGCAGAGAGAGGGAAAGAGGAAGAGAGAGAGACAAGUCACCUCAGGUGCACAACAGCAGGGACAGCCUCAUUGCACAGGUUAUGGAGGCCGUACAUGGAGCAACCACUGAGGAGGUUCAUAUCGCACUUCAGCGUAGCGACUGGAACCCUAUCAGAGCCGAACAACAACUCAAGCUAGAGCAGCUGUACUCACUGAGCCUCUGCUCCAGAGAGGACUGUCUGCGGAUCCUCACCAGGUACCAGUGGAACCUGCAGCUGGCCAGCCGCUACCUGAUCCGGUGGUCACGGGAUGGACAGAGCUCAGGGGAGAGAGAGCGAGCCCAAGUUAGCAAUGAAAGAAGAGUCUGAGUUGAUCUUCAGGCCAAUUUGCCUUCAAAUAAUGAGGGCUGACUUCUGAGCAGCAUUUUGACACUCUGACACUGAAGAAACACGUUUUCAUUGACUGGCCUGAUUAUGGGAAUGACUGGGAGGUCACGUGUAUAUUAAAGUAGGAGAAGGUUGAAUGUAAAAGAAAAAAGAGAAACACAAAAAUUAAAAAUGCCAUGUUUUUGACUCCAUUUUUAUACUUUUCCUGAUACACUAUGCAGCACAGUCUGACUUUUUAAAAACUGUUUUUGUAUGUUGACUAAUUUGUAAAUAUUGUAUGAGAAAUUGUUAUACUGAAUAAAAGUAAGUGAUCUGGUGUAAA